AUGUUUUGGAAGAUAAUCAGACUUGCCCUGUUGAAUGUACAGAAAGCGUUUUUAGUGAUUUUUUUCGAGCUUUGGGGAAGUGAAUUGUUAUUGCAGGGUCAUACUUUACCAGAAGCUGACAAUUUUGCAGAAGAUAUCGCACUUCCAACAGCACAUAUCAAAGCGAGGGCAAUAAGAACAAAGAAAUUGAAUAUAACCUGUAAGGAGUCGUCCGAAUUCAAGACACAGCAGUUUUCGAUACAUGAUUAUAAAGUACAAAAGUCUAUUCCAGUCAAUAUAAACAACUUAUUGUUACGCGCGCACGUUAUAAAAAAUACCGAGUGGUCGCAGCAACCGGCGGCCGGAUCAACUAAUAUCAUGGCAGCAGAAAAAGAGUAG
Messenger RNA from Paraglomus brasilianum, 378 nucleotides. Lineage: Eukaryota; Fungi; Glomeromycota; Glomeromycetes; Paraglomerales; Paraglomeraceae. The record is from the annotation of a GenBank genome assembly.